AGCAUCACUAUAACCUUUGCUCCCUUUCGCUCUUCACUCUGCGCAGCCUUUGGAGCCCCCAAACAAACUCAAUCACCACUGCUACUUCAACUUCUCCCGCCGGCCGAUGCUUCCGGCACCGGUAACCGCCGGUCGAUGCUCCCUCGUUCGCUCCGUCAAUGACUCCCUCCUUAAUAGCCCUAUAUUUCUUUCAAUCUAGAAAGUGAUGGCUUGUUCACUAUCGUUUCUUGUUAUUGUAUUUUCAAGAGACUAGCAUGUAUUCUGUAGCUCUCUUUGGUCAAAGAGUUAUUCAAAGAUUCUCAUAUUUUAGCAGCUUUUCACGGUUUUUAUGUAAUCAACAAUCUAACACUGAUGGCACUGGAAAUGGUUUUGGAAAAAUCGAGGAUUACUUGAACGAGAGCUGGAAGAGUAUGAACUCCGAUAAUAAUAUGAAAGAUAAUGUUGACUUUAUUGGAAUCAACGGCUGCUAUGAAGGCCAUUUCCAACAAAAAUUUUCAAGUAGGCACAACUUUAUUGAGAAAGUGAGAAAUGAGGCUAGUAUGAUUCUUGAAAUUCUUCAACAAGAUGGUCCAGGAUUUGAUGCAAAAGCAGCUUUAGAUAAUUCUCAUAUUACAGUUUCAAGCCUGCUUGUGAGAGAGGUUCUUCUAGGUAUCUUGAAAACAAUAAAUUAUGCAAAUAAAAAUAGGUGUGCAAAGCUGGGGUACAAGUUUUUUGUAUGGUCUGGUCAACAAGAAAAUUACCGACAUACAGCAAAUUCAUACCAUCUGAUAAUGAAGAUUUUUGCAGAGUCUGACGAAUUCAAGGCUAUGUGGAGAUUAGUAGAUGAGAUGAUUGAGAAAGGAUACCCUACAACUGCUAGGACAUUUAAUUUGUUGAUAUGUACUUGUGGAGAGGCAGGUUUGGCUAGAAAAGUAGUAGAGAGGUUUAUUAAGUCAAAGACAUUCAAUUAUAGACCAUUCAGGCAUUCAUUUAAUGCAAUUUUGCAUUCCCUUCUGGGUGUAAAUCAGUACAGGUUAAUUGAGUGGGUGUAUCAACAAAUGUUGGUUGAAGGUCAUAUUCCUGAUAUUUUAACUUAUAACAUUCUGCUAUGCUCGAAAUAUAGGCUGGGAAAGCUGGAUCAGUUUCAUAGAUUAUUAGAUGAAAUGGGUCGGAAUGGGUUUUCACCCGAUUUUUACACAUUUAACAUCCUUCUUCAUGUUCUUGGUAAAGGAGACAAACCGCUAGCAGCAGUCAACCUUCUAAACCACAUGAAAGAAGUUGGUUAUGAACCAAGCAUUCUCCAUUUUACCACUUUGAUUGAUGGGCUAAGUCGGGCCGGUAAUUUGGAUGCAUGCAAAUAUUUCUUUGAAGAGAUGAUUAGGCAAGGCUGUGUGCCUGAUGUUGUGUGUUACACUGUUAUGAUAACAGGAUAUGUUGUGGCUGGGGAACUUGAUAAAGCUCAAGAAUUAUUUACUGACAUGAUCGUCAAUGGGCAGUUGCCAAAUGUGUUUACUUACAAUUCCAUGAUCCGUGGGCUCUGUAUGGCUGAGAAAUUUGAUGAGGCGUGCAUGAUGGUGAAAGAAAUGGAAUUGAGGGGUUGUAAUCCAAAUUUUAUGGUGUAUAGUACUUUAGUCAGUUACUUGAAAAAUGCUGGAAAGCUGUCUAAAGCUCAUGAAGUAAUAAGACAUAUGGUGGAUAAAGGACAGUAUAUCCAUCUCGUUCCAAAGUUCAAAAGAUAUAGAAGAUGUUAAAGAGGUAAUGCUGCCGCUGUUGGUGCUUGCAAUUUGACUGGUGUCAUGAGUUCGCAGGUCCACCUCUCUACAAUCUGCUGCAAAAAAGCAGCAACCAAAGGAAAAGUUGCUCAUGUCAGGGUUCCUAGAAUUUUCGUGGAAUAAGAAGGGUAGAACGUAACGUGCAAGUAUUAUUCAAUAAGGAUCACUGGAUAAGCUGAUUUUGACAUAAAGCAAAGAGAGCCAAGCCACUAUCAAUUAGACAUAACUCACUUUUUGCCUUAAAGCCAUGGAUUCCAGCUUGCAAGCAGCCACUUCUUGAACAUCAAGAGGAUCUAUACUCUUGCUUAUUCCAAAUGCUAGAUGAAGUGUGAAGUGCUCUAGAAAAGAGAAAAGUUAAGCGCUUAACUACUGGAGAUCAGUGUUGAAAUUCCAGCUGAGACGGAAAACUGCUAGGCGACUUCUCCUCAUCUGUCUUAAGCCUUGAAGGGCUGAGUUCUUCAGUACAUAUGCCGGUGGGAUAUAGCCUGUGGAAUAUUCGAGCUAUCAAGAUGCACAAGCUGGCCUGAACACCACCGGUAUCAAGAUAAAAGGGAAAAUGAGAAGAAUAAGGCACUUGAAACCACAAGAGGCUAUAGAGAAUUAGACUCGAAACAAUGCUGGAGGUAAAUUGUAUAGCGGAAACGACAAUCUAAGCGUAGGUCCUCAUCAAUGUGAGCUGUAUAGCGGACUAUUUCUUGGUCAUCCCACGCGAGAAUGUGUCGAAGUGGACUGUUGUAGCCAUAUCUUUGUGUAGUGGUCGAUUGGUUGAAGGAUUAUGAACUAACAAUGGAGCAUGGUUAGGCAAAAUGUAGAGUUUUGUUGUACCUUGUCCUUUCUGAUGAAUUGACCUUGGAAUUUUGUAGAGUAGGAAAAUAAGCAGGUAGCACUAUAGUUUACUACAUAUGUAGAGAGAAGCUAACAUGAGCAGACCCUGAAAAAUGUACUUCUCAUUUCAUUUCAUUGUUUGAACAAAACAUGUAAUCCAAAUCUUUUUCCAUUGUAGUA
Solanum tuberosum (potato) is the source of this 2756-nucleotide messenger RNA. Its product is annotated as pentatricopeptide repeat-containing protein At3g60050-like. The record is from RefSeq and is a predicted model, not a curated record. Lineage: Eukaryota; Viridiplantae; Streptophyta; Magnoliopsida; Solanales; Solanaceae. Gene Ontology annotation, molecular function: protein binding. Bases 255 to 1730 code for a protein of 491 amino acids. The transcript has 6 exons.